AGUAUUAGUAGUAUUUCCUUUUGUUUCUUUCUGGGAUUGUCGUCCUCAUCAUCGUCCAGUACGAUGGAAGAACUUUCUCAACAAGUUAAUGACCUAUUACAAUCAAGAAGAUAUGAUCCUGAUAUAUUAAUAGACUUGGAAAGAUAUGUAGAGGCACAGUGUUUGGAGGGAGCUUAUGAUGGUGACGCCAAUUUAGCUUGUUUAAAGCUUUAUCAGUUUUAUCCGGAAAAAACUAACUUUUCCAUCGUAUCCAAAAUUUUAUUGAAAGCUUUGGCAGCACUUCCUAGUUCUGAUUUUAUCAGUUGUUUGUAUUUACUUGGUGAGAAAACCCAACGAGAAGUUCCUGUAGCUACCGUGAUAAGUUGGGCAGAUGCCUUGGAAUCUGGAAACUUUGUGGACUUUUGGAAUAGUCUACAAAACAACAAAGAUAUCAUAAAAGGAUUGCCAGGUAUAGAAGACUCGUUUCGAGAGUUUAUGUUGGCUGUCAUUUCUCGUACUUAUUUCCGAAUUCAUUUGUCGGUAUUGCAGAAGUUACUUUGUUUGUCUCAAGAUGACUUGAUUCGCUUCUUAAACAAACAUGGAAUGACAAAUAUUACAAAUGAUAUUCUUCAGUUUCCAAGUACGGAAGAAAACCAACCUCGUCCUAAAACUAUUGGAGAACAAUUGCCUUUAAGAAAAGUACUCGAGUCCUUGAGUAACUAUUCUAUUCAUUCAUAAAAAAGGGAAAAGAUUCGUAUUUCAUGAUCAUCGCAUCCAGUUAUGACAUAUUCUUCAUUGUUGGUUAUAGCAAAGUCUAAUAUGGUAUCAGAAUGUCCAUGAAAUAUUUUUAUACAACUUGCUGUUCUUAUGUCCCAUAAACGAAGCGUAUGAUCUGCUGAGCCGGAUAAUAAAAGUUGGCUUGAGUUUCCCAUCAACCAUUUCACCUUUACAACCGCACCUUCAUGUUGCCAUCGAUAUCUUUGAAUGGACCUUUCCAUAUCCCAAACAGAUAUAGUUGCAUCUGUU
Messenger RNA from Galdieria sulphuraria, 1005 nucleotides. RefSeq names its product translation initiation factor. Gene Ontology annotation, molecular function: translation initiation factor activity; ribosome binding. Lineage: Eukaryota; Rhodophyta; Bangiophyceae; Galdieriales; Galdieriaceae. Gene Ontology annotation, biological process: regulation of translational initiation. Gene Ontology annotation, cellular component: cytoplasm; eukaryotic translation initiation factor 3 complex. The transcript is spliced from 2 exons. The record is from RefSeq and is a predicted model, not a curated record. The coding region runs from base 64 to 717 and encodes 217 amino acids.